Molecule: messenger RNA, 2444 nt
Organism: Anneissia japonica
Lineage: Eukaryota; Metazoa; Echinodermata; Crinoidea; Comatulida; Comatulidae
Product: A disintegrin and metalloproteinase with thrombospondin motifs 3-like
Exons: 17
Coding region: 207-2444 (745 amino acids)
Biological process (GO): proteolysis; extracellular matrix organization
Cellular component (GO): extracellular matrix
Molecular function (GO): metalloendopeptidase activity
Source: RefSeq, a predicted model, not a curated record
UAGUGUGAUAGGAAAUGCAAGUACCAGGGGCAUUUAGUAAGUAUGGAUUAAAAACACUAACUUCGAAGAGCGCAAACAUAGUUUUGUCUCAUCGCGAAUGGAAUGGCAUCAUUAAAAUAGCCGUCGCAUAUUCAUCAUUAUAUAGAAUUUAUCGUUUGCUUGCGAUAUACUUUGAAGAAAAAAAGGAGAUCGAUAUCCUAUAGUGUAUGAUGGCUGUUAAUAAAUGGAUGUAUUACACGUUUUCUGUCUGUCUUAUGCUGUUCGUUGCAAACAAGGUUGAGUGCAAACGUUAUAAACACAUAAAAGAGGUCCUUGACUCGCAACUUCGAGACUAUCUAUUAAUCAAACCGUACCGAUCAACAUCGGAAGGAAAGUAUAUCUCAAAAUUAUUAGACGCUGAAUACAAGCGAGGAAAAAAUGAAUUUGAAAGAAUAACUCGUAAGUUACGGAAGCGCAAACCACGGGACAUUGAACCUCUUCAGUUUCAUUUCAAUCUAAAUUCUACAAGGCAUGAAAAUGAGAUAGUUUUAAAUGUUACCGGUAACGAUCGCUUGGUGGUACCCGGUAUGAAAGUUAAAUUCUUCAGAGAUGAUGGAACAUCAUUUUCUAGGCUUGCAAAACGAAGAUGCCACUUCAACGGACAUAUUCCUGGAGACGAUAGGUCCAGGGUUUCUAUAAGCACAUGUAAUGGCAUGAUGGGAUGGAUUUAUAUGGAUGAUCAACAUCAUCUCAUUGAGCCUUUAGAUGUCGAUGGUCACGAAGAGGAGCAGUACCAUGUGUUCUAUAAGAAAGCAGAUAUAAAAUCGACAGCUCAUUCCAAUAAGGAUGGUAUCACUUUAGGCUUUAAUCUCCAAGACGAUAUGGUAGGCCCAGUAGAGGCGUUUUUAAAUAAAAGAAAAAAGAGAGAUAUUUCGUAUAACCAACAAUACUCUAUAGAAACAUAUGUAGUAGGCGACAACACAGUAAUUGAUAUGCAUGGCGAAGAGGGCGCAGAGCAGUAUUACUUAACAAUGAUGGAUAUUGUCCAUCAAGCGUUUCAACAUGACUCUCUGAAAGCGGACGUCCAUGUGGUAGUUUCUAGAAUGAUGUUCCUCAAUAAGAAACAGUCCGAUAAACUGAUUGAUGACGAAGAUCCAAAUGUUAGCCGUCGAAAUAUCUGCGAACAUUUCUCCACACAACACGUGGAUGACGACUCUGAUCCGGAUCAUUACGACGCCUUAGUAUUUCUUACAAGAAGAGAUAUGGACAAAGCUGGUAUCGCACUAGUGAGUGGAAUGUGCAAAAGGAAGCAGAAUUGUGUAGUUGUUCGUGACCAAGGUCUCCCGGCAGCAUACAUUGUAGCCCACGAACUCUCUCAUCUGUUAGGCGUAGGCCAUGACACGUCAAAAAAUAACUGCUCAGAAGCGGCUGAAUCAGGCAGUAUCAUGGCACCAUUAGUAAUUUCAAACUAUGAGUUACAUUUUUGGUCGAAUUGUACUAACGAUUUCCUUGAAAAAAAAAUGAGCACGUUUCCAUGUUUACUAGACAAUCCAUUUAGAGGGGAUUUUUUUGAACCGGUUGCGAAUCCCGGCUCAUUGUUUACAUUCGAAGAUCAAUGUCGGUUUAUACACGACGAGAGAUUUGGGGCGUGUCCCUGGGCUAUUCCUGCAUAUGGGAUUGAUCCCUGCUUUACACUUAUGUGCUCCGAUCCAGACAACGCAACACUCUGUGCGCAUGACCACGCCAACUCCCCGGCUCUAGAUGGUACGGCAUGCGCUGAUGAAGCGUGGUGUCAAGCAGGACAAUGCACUUUUAUGAACCAGAUAAACGGAGGUUGGACGGAGUGGACAUCGUGGAGUGACUGUUCGUAUCCGUGUGGUGGCGGUGUUACAGGCAGGACUCGAGAAUGCUCAAACCCCAGACCAGAAAAUGGCGGAAGAUAUUGUGAAGGCGAGAUGGACGAAUUCAAAGUGUGCAAUAAGGAGAAAUGUAAUGGAAAACCUGAAGACAUGAGGGCGUUAUACUGUGAAUCUUUCGGUAAUGAAUUUUCCAAAGGGGACUGGAAACCUCACGAACUUGAAGAAGAUGAUCGUCAGUGUAUGGUGACGUGUGAGAACCGUGAUACUAACGAGGUCAAAACGUUCGACUUCUUUAUUAGCGAUGGAGCGCAUUGUUCGUAUGAGAAUCCAUACGGAAUUUGCGUGCAGGGAUUUUGUCGGAAAAUUGGAUGUGAUAAGGAGUUUGAUUCGAAUAUGAUGGAAGAUGAUUGUGGAGUAUGUGGAGGGGAUAAUUCUCAAUGUCAAUAUCCUAAGGAAACAUACACGGAUACAUUGGACACACAAAUAAAACUUAUCGCUCGAGUUCCCUCUGAUGCUCAUAACAUUAUCAUAUCUCGGCCGUACGAUGACCUGUAUGACAUUGGUAAGAAUGGUGAUCAUUGUUCAUUUCUCAACAUCAUUUUGUAA